Messenger RNA from Chlamydomonas reinhardtii, 4036 nucleotides. RefSeq lists its product as uncharacterized. Lineage: Eukaryota; Viridiplantae; Chlorophyta; Chlorophyceae; Chlamydomonadales; Chlamydomonadaceae. Gene Ontology annotation, biological process: metal ion transport. The record is from RefSeq and is a predicted model, not a curated record. The transcript is spliced from 15 exons. Gene Ontology annotation, molecular function: manganese ion transmembrane transporter activity; cadmium ion transmembrane transporter activity. Gene Ontology annotation, cellular component: membrane. Bases 636 to 2126 code for a protein of 496 amino acids.
AAACUAGUUGCUUAUUGUGCGCUUGUGAGGUAGAGAGUAUAACAGACAGGCCGAGCCGGGAGUAAGGCGACCAGCCAGGAGUAACUACACAGUGAACUGGCGGUUCGGGCGUUGUUUCAAAAAUGCACAGCUCCAAAAAUAGUGCAUCGUAGUUUCCAGGCCUGCCGGAGGCCUGCAGCUGAGCGGGAUUGCUUACAUUUCCUGCAGCAGCUCGGUGUUUCUGCAGCCGGGGGCCUGGACCCAACACCAGAGUUACGAUGACCCGUGGUAGCUCACAAGAUGGCAUUGGGGGGCCCUACCUGCCAAUACAGAGCCAAAGUUGCAUCGCACUGACCUCGCGCAGCUCGUCGACACUCGACGGCGAGACAGAGGACACGAGGAUAGCAAGGACUAGUGAUUUGGAGGCAGGGCCAGGAGAGCACGCACAAGAGUCAGAGCAUGAACGCACAGGGCUGCUAGCGAGCGCCCGGGAGCUUGCUGCACAGGGUUCUGCAGCAAACGACGAUGCAACAACCGAUGAGCGUACUGGCUUGCUCCAAGUGCCAACCUCGGCGCUCAAGCCGUCCGCUGACAUUUCUGGGAGCGGCUUCGUCGACAGGGGAGGCCCGGCCAGUCUUCCGGAGGCAAACGCAACCAUGGCGUUUCCCUCGGCUGACGCGCCGUGGUAUAAGAAACUCUUUGCAUUUGCUGGGCUCGGCUUUCUCAUCUCCGUGGGCUACAUGGACCCCGGCAACUGGGCCACGGACCUGGCUGCGGGCAGCGCCUUCGGCUACAGCCUGUUGUUUGUGGUGCUGCUGUCCUCCGUGUGCGCCAUGUUCCUGCAGUACCUGUCACUCAAGCUGGGCAUUGCCACAGACCGCGACCUGGCCCAGGCCUGCCGCGACGCCUACCACCCCGCCGUGAACCGCGUGCUGUGGGCGGUGGCGGAGCUGGCCAUCGGCGCCACAGACCUGGCGGAGGUGGUGGGGUGCGCCAUCGCCUUCAACCUGCUGCUGGGCAUGCCGCUGUGGGCGGGUGUGUUGGUCACCGCUGCCGACGUGCUGCUGCUGAUGGCGGCGGAGGCGCGCGGCGGCUUCCGUAGCCUGGAGGUGCUGGUGGGGCUGCUGACCGCCAUCAUCGCGGGCUGCUUCGUGUACGAGCUGGCCCGCUCCCAGCCCGACUUCCGCGCGGUGGCGGCCGGCUACCUGCCCGACAUACGCAUGGUGACGGACAGCCAGCAGCUGUACCUGGCCACGGGUAUCCUGGGUGCCACGGUCAUGCCGCACAACCUGUACCUGCACUCCUCAGUCAUCCAGACCCGCGCAUACCCCAGGACUCCCGCCGGCCGCAGCCUGGCUGUGCGCCUGGGCGGCCUGGACUCCAGCCUGUCGCUGCUGCUGGCGUUCUUCAUCAACAGCGCCAUCCUCAUCCUGGCGGCGGCGGCCUUCCACGAGCACGGCCGGACAGACGUGGCGGACAUUGGCGACGCCUACGAGCUGCUGGCCACCUCGCUGGGCGCCAAGGCCGCCUCCAUCCUGUUCGGUGUGGCGCUGCUGGCGGCGGGGCAGAACUCCACCAUCACCGGCACACUGUCGGGACAGAUUGUGAUGGAGGGCUUUCUGGCCAUCAAGUGUCGGCCCUGGCUGAGGCGACUCAUAACGCGAGGCACGGGCGACGCCUACGAGCUGCUGGCCACCUCGCUGGGCGCCAAGGCCGCCUCCAUCCUGUUCGGUGUGGCGCUGCUGGCGGCGGGGCAGAACUCCACCAUCACCGGCACACUGUCGGGACAGAUUGUGAUGGAGGGCUUUCUGGCCAUCAAGUGUCGGCCCUGGCUGAGGCGACUCAUAACGCGAGGCACGGCCAUCAUCCCGGCGGCUGUGGUGGCCGCGGUGAUGGGUCGCGAGGGCGUGGGGCAGCUGCUGGUGCUGUCGCAGGUGAUCCUGUCGCUGACGCUGCCGUUCGCCGUGUUCCCGCUGGUGCACUUCACCGGCAGCCGCAAGUACCUGGGCAAGUACGCCAACGGCUGGAUGGUGUCCGCCACGGCCUGGACGCUGUUCGUGCUCAUCUCGGCGCUCAACAUUAACCUGGUGGUGCAAAGCGUGCGCGACGGCAGCUUCGGAGGGUUUAGCACUCGCCGCCUGUUCUGAGUGCGCAGUUGGGGGGUUGGGGGUGGGGGUGGUGAGUACAAGCCCAAACUGAACGUUUAAACGAGCGGGGGGUGGGGAGCAGAUUGCAGGGAAGGGAAUGAGGGUGAGGGACGCAGCGGCUGGCUCGGUCGUACAGGGAUUUGUUUGCAGGUGAAGGCUGUUUGUGCUAACCCAUAGGAAUGCACGCGUACUUAUGUCGAGCAGCAUUUGAACUGCAGCCGUGGCGUGGCGGUGUGCGCCGGGCCUGAUGGCAUGGGAAACCGCAUUCCCGGUACGUCGGCUACGAACCAGAGGGCCUACACGUGAUCCCUAUGCGGGCGUAUCCUAUGCAGCAGCGGCGAAGCUCUCACGAGUUUACUGACUGCGCGUUCUGCAAUAAACUUAUUUGUGCUUGAAGUGGCAGUGGCAAAAGGUAUAGAGUUGUAUGUUUCACCAAACGCUAGGCGCGUAUGUACACGAGUACGUGUGCCCUUUGACGCAAUUGUGUAUAUGGUUGUGUGUGUGUGUAUGUGUGUGGGACAUGUGUGCCGGGUCCGACGGGGCUGGCCUCACGGCGAGCUCCUUCUCACUUGUUUGCUCGCCACAAAUUCGUUCCCUGGUUUAGCAUACCGGCGGGCGUGCAUGGCGAGUUGCUCCAUAAGGAGCGGGGAGUGGGCUUGUGGCGCCGCGGACUGUCGACGUUGAGUGGGUGUGAGUGGACUGACGGACGCACGUGCGAUGUAUGCAUGUGUAUGUGCUCCGUGCAUACCCUGGCUACAUGAUGUGUGAGGCUGUACUUUGACAGCAUCGUAUGUUGGCAAGCAUAGGGAAGGAAGCACAAGACGGAAAUAUGUGCGUUGGUUGCUACUUUGUGAAGUCGAGUUGCGGGUGCUGUCCCUGCCUGCCUGCGGCCAGACCCGAAGCGCGUUCACCUUUUUGCUUGGCUCCACGUCUGACGUGGCGGCAAGUUUGCUGCGGACUUGCGACGGUGCCCGCCGGUGUGUUGUGCUUCCGGGAGUGGCUGCAUGGGCCUGGCUGGUGGGGCCGGGAUGGUGAGUUAAUGGACGCGUGCAGUGGGUGAGGUAUAAACUGGUUGACAGCGUAAUGUGGGCUGUCUUUGUGUGUGCGUAGUUGAGCGCGGUGUGGGCUGCUGACAGGCGCUAUAGGCCCGCCCACCCAGAUGCGCGCACGUCGUGUUUUUGCUUUCCACUCACUGCGUCUUCGAGAACGUGAUGGGAAGUUUGCUGCGGGCCAGGGUGUUGUGCCCUUCGUCCGCAACGGCGUGCGCGGUUGCGGGGACGGUUGGGACCAAAGCGCCAUGCAGGCAGCUGCUGCAUGAGGCUGUUUGCAUGUUGCAGAGAGGCCGAGGUUCGCAAGGGAUGCGAUGGAGGAGGGGCUCGACGUGUGCGUGUUAGCGCGCGGCUGCUCAGGGCUGUGUGGGAGGCUGUCAAAGCGUGGGCGUGAGGGCGCUGUGCUUGAACACACGCGCAGCGGAUGGCGCGCAUGCAUUUGCAGCAUGUGCGCAUGUUUGCUGGCGGCGGCCGCCGCCAGGUUGCGGCGGCACCGGCCAGUUUGCCUCCGCUGUAGUGUGCGUUUGCGUGCAGUCACGUCAGGGUUCGUUCAGGGUGAAGAUGGGUGCGGUGUGGAAGCAGCAGUGGGUGUGCGGUUUGCGGAAACAGUGAGAAAGCAGGUGUUGUGUGGUGGGCGGUCAAACUACCGCUUUUGACGAGGAGGCAGGGUGGGGUAUUCAUCGGUGAAGUAGAAAUGGCAGUGUGCGGCAUGUGAACGGGGGUUGAGACUGCAGGUGUUGGUUGUUUGCUGACAGUGGGUAUGAAGGUGGGGCACAUUUACAAGUUCCAUGCCCGUGCCCCUUGCAAUUUGAGUACGGUAGUCCCUGUCGUUGCCAUCAGUCGAUAUGUCGAACGAAUUGU